Molecule: messenger RNA, 297 nt
Organism: Enterobius vermicularis (human pinworm)
Lineage: Eukaryota; Metazoa; Nematoda; Chromadorea; Rhabditida; Oxyuridae
Source: the annotation of a GenBank genome assembly
AUGCCACUGGUUGAACGUAUUGAACAUAUAUCAAGCUAUCAAGUCUCAAAACUGAUGAAUUUUAUUUUUGAUUUUACAGAUACUAAAGCAAUAACAAUGAUUAUGGCAAAUGAUGAGGAGAAAGGUAGAGUCCCGUCGGCGGAAAUGGCUCAACUUCAGUCUAACGUUAAGACUGCUACAGCCAUACCUGAAAAGGAGAAAUUAUUACAGUCGGAUCAGUCGCCAUCUAAGAAACCAUAUACAGAAUUAUCAAAGGUUUGUUUUUUAUUUUCUAAAGUUGGCAUCGGUAUACAGUAA